AGGCGAAAUUCCUUAUGUCUUUGGCAGGACCAAAUCACCAAGAUAAAUCAGAAGCUUAAAACAACUGCAAAGUUGGAAGUGGGUCUGCACAUUUUGAAAUCCCCUGUCUCUCAAAGUCUGUUGUUCAAAAUCCAGAAAGCUGCGCAGAUUUGAUCCUUGAGCUUCUGAAUGGAAGCAAUCAGAAAGCAAGCCACGAGGCUUCGCGAACAGGUCGCUCGCCAACAACAGGCUGUCCUCAAGCAGUUUGGAGCUGGAGGAUAUGGAGGUUCAGAUAAUUUAGUUACUGAUGAGGCAGAACUAGUGCAGCAUCAGAAACUUGAGAAGCUUUACAUAUCAACACGUGCUGGAAAGCAUUAUCAAAGGGAUAUUGUUCGUGGUGUGGAGGGAUAUAUUGUCACUGGAUCCAAACAGGUUGAAAUAGGAACAAAGUUGUCUGAAGAUAGCAGGAAAUAUGGAGCUGAAAAUACAUGUACUAGUGGUAGUACGUUAUCAAGAGCUUCAUUAAGCUAUGGACGUGCUCGUGCUCAAAUGGAGAAGGAACGAGGGAAUCUGUUGAAAGCUCUUGGCACACAGGUGGCAGAGCCAUUAAGAGCAAUGGUAAUGGGUGCUCCAUUGGAAGAUGCUCGGCAUCUUGCUCAACGAUAUGACAGAAUGCGACAAGAAGCUGAAGCUCAGGCUAUUGAAGUUUCCAAACGCCAAGCAAAAGUGAGGGAAACACCAGGCAAUUCAGAUAAUGUUAUGAAACUAGAAGCAGCAGAAGCAAAGCUGCAAGAUCUGAAGUCGAAUAUGGGUAUAUUAGGGAAGGAAGCAGCUGCAGCGAUGGCAGCAGUCGAGGCUCAACAACAGAGAUUGACUCUCCAGAGACUCAUUGCCAUGGUCGAGGCAGAGCGUACUUAUCAUCAGAGGGUCCUUCAGAUACUUGAUCAACUUGAAGGAGAGAUGGUAUCAGAACGACAACGUAUUGAAGCGCCUCCUAGCCCCACUGUUGACAACAGCAUGCCUCCACCCCCACCUUAUGAGGAAGUUAAUGGUAUAUAUGCUUCUCAAACACAUAAUGGAUUGUCAGACAGCAUGGAUUACUUCUUGGGGGAGGCUAUGUUUACAUAUCAAGCUGUAUCUGACGUGGAGCUCAGUUUGUCAAUUGGUGACUAUGUUGUUGUGCGAAAGGUAACCAACAAUGGUUGGGCAGAAGGCGAAUGCAAAGGCAAAGCAGGUUGGUUCCCAUUGGGAUACAUUGAAAGACGGGAACGAGUUCUUGCAAGCAAGGUGGCUGAAGUGUUCUAAAGUUUUCUGAUGAGUUCACUUAUGAGCAGUUUGUUUCUUUUUUUCUUCUCUUCUUUUCUGUUUCUUGUGUAUGUUUUUGUUUUAAUUUUUCUCAAUGGUGGAGCUUGCCCUCUUUCAACUAGAAGAAGGCACAUCCUCACCUCUGAUGUAAUAUAGCUACUAAAUUCUUUGUCUACUUACUGAUAUGAGUACCAAUUAUUUAUCGAUUUACAUAAUUUCAGGCGUAGCACUA
Messenger RNA from Rosa chinensis, 1516 nucleotides. RefSeq names its product SH3 domain-containing protein 2. Gene Ontology annotation, molecular function: protein binding. The record is from RefSeq and is a predicted model, not a curated record. The transcript has 10 exons. Lineage: Eukaryota; Viridiplantae; Streptophyta; Magnoliopsida; Rosales; Rosaceae. Bases 169 to 1284 code for a protein of 371 amino acids.